This is a messenger RNA of Triticum aestivum (bread wheat), 996 nucleotides long. RefSeq lists its product as uncharacterized. The record is from RefSeq and is a predicted model, not a curated record. NCBI's taxonomy places the organism in Eukaryota, Viridiplantae, Streptophyta, Magnoliopsida, Poales, Poaceae. The transcript is spliced from 2 exons. Bases 116 to 658 code for a protein of 180 amino acids.
ACUUACCACCGAGUAUCUCCCAGUCCAGGCCGCCGGCGGAUUCAUCCUCGUCGACGACGGGGAGAACGGUGAUCUGGACUGUCCCGUAGGACCGGAGGACAUCCUCGGGUACGUGAUGUCGCAAUUGGGCUUCAAAGAUGAGCAUGCCGUCAAGAAGGUGGAGAUGGCUCUGGACAUCAUGCAACAGGAACCUGGUCUUCACCAUGGACACGGUGUUCUGAGCCACAAACCAAGCGCAAGGCCGAGAAUAUUUUGUCAGAAACGUCGAGAGUGUGUUGUGCCAUCUGUCACAUCACCCCCAGGGACAAGUUUGUGCUCAAGUUUAGGCUCAUCAAAUCGAAUGCGCAGUGCCAUGUCGAUCGCACCUUCUGUGAAGCAUCAAGAGCGAAGCACGUUGUCUUUGAUCUCAGUAUGGGGUUGCGGGGCGGGGCCGUGCCAACUCGUGCUCCAUUUCAGCAGUAGCUCUCCUGCCAUCAGAUCUCUGCUUUUCAUGUCUGUGUGCCUGGACCUGUCCCUUCGCAUGAUUUCUGUGGCUUCGCAAGCCUAUGGAAGCUCAAGCUCGAUGCCGCAUGAAGAGAUAUGCAGUGCCUUUGCUCGACUACACCUUUGCAGAUCUUCUUGGUGGUACGGAAGCCCUCCAUAUCCAACCUGCUGUUGAUACCAUGGUGAUCCUCUUGUUGCUGAAAUGGAAGUUGAUAGUCCUGUUGUUCUGCAGUUGUUCGGUCUCUAAAUGCACGCCUUCCCCCUAGUUUCAUUGUUGCCAUCCAUCCCACAGUAUUUUUCUAAUGUCAUUGUCGUGUAUGUAUCAGGUGCAUGGAUUUGCAAGAUGUACCAGUACCUUCAUCAGUUUGAAAUCUGAAGCAUUUUACAUGGGCCCAUGCAUGUCCUUGUAGUUUGGUUUUCCUUUGGGAGUUAGUUAGCCCCUGCUUAUGUAGGUUCUCUUUGGCAUUAGCUUAUGUAUCUAAGCAAAAAAUAUCAUGCAUUAUCUAAGUGUGA